Geosmithia morbida is the source of this 546-nucleotide messenger RNA. RefSeq lists its product as uncharacterized. Bases 1 to 546 code for a protein of 181 amino acids. The transcript has 4 exons. The record is from RefSeq and is a predicted model, not a curated record. Lineage: Eukaryota; Fungi; Ascomycota; Sordariomycetes; Hypocreales; Bionectriaceae.
AUGGCUGGCUCCGCCCUUUUCUCGGCUGCCCCGUACCAUAUCUUGUCAUAUGGCACCUUGCUGGGAACAUCCUUCUACCAGUCCUUCAUCAACGGCCCUGUCAUGUUCAGAAGCACCAACCGAACGACCUUUUCCACUGUCCAGUCCGGCUUAUUUCCUAUUUACUUCGGCAUGCAGACCUUCCUCCCUAUCAUCAUGAUCUUUACAUUCCCCGGAAACGCCAUUCUUGGAUUCAACUCCGGCAUCAGCGGCCUCUUUGCCGACGUCAACCGCGUCCCCUCGAUGCUCCCUAUCCUUACCAUGUUCAUCACCGGAUUUAUCAACCUAGCUGUUAUGUUGCCCGCUGUCACUCAGCUCAUCCAGGCUCGUCAGGGCCAGUCCAAGCGCGACGGAAAGGAUUGGUACGCUGAAGGCCCUCACUCGGAUGAGAUGGUUGCCCUGAAUAAGAAGUUCGGGGCCAUGCACGGUCUCUCGUCUCUCAUCAACCUGGCCACAUUUAUCUCGGCCAUCACCUACGGCUUCACCCUGGCAGGCCGCCUCCUCUGA